AUUAAUGGAUUGGGUGGACUGUUGAGUAUGUGUACGUCUUAUACUGUUACCGGCCAGUCGUAUUUUAGUGACUGAUACAUUUUGGUCGUGGGCAUUCAAGAUAAAUGAUAAAAAACCGUUUCGUUCGUUUACCAUUAGAAUUAUUAAUACUCGACUGGUUUACAAUAUAACAGUGGUGUGUUUUAUUUUUUUUCGAGAUACAAGUGCACACAAUACGUGUGAUUUUUAGACUAAAAUGAUUCUUACGCGAACGCCGAGUCCUUUGCACCCCCGUAGACUGAAUACGGUUUUUACACUGUUGCUAGUCGUUGUUUCACUGGUACGUGGUUUCCCGUUAAACGGACAACAACUCGAUUCUGCAGUGGAAGGCGUACAAAAAUAUUUGGAAUCAUCUGGUUUUCCAAAAAUGACUCGUGGUGAAGUCCUAGAUUUUUUGAACGAUUUUUCAAAAAACUCUCGAGUAAGUCGUUCAGAUAAUAAUGCAUUAAACGUGAAGAAAGAUAUUAACUACGUUACACCACAACCCGAUUCUGAAUAUUCAAAAACGCCAAUGCCACAAAUGAAUAACGGUGUCACGGACAGUAAAACUUCUGUACCAAAAAUCCCUAAUGGUGAAUCACCACUUAACUAUGGAUAUCCAAUGAGCGUAAACAAGCAAACAGACCCGUCACCGCCGUCGUCCACACCAACUAUAUUUGUAACAGCGCCAGACAGCAAUUUAACAAAUGAUAAAAGAACUGAGAUUAUGUUGCAAGCAAUGCAAGGAAGGAAUGCACAAAAAAAAAAUAUCGGCCCUUCUGUCGAUUUAAAUGCGUAUACUAAGUUCAAGAAAAUCCCCGAAGCCAGAAAUAUGAAAAUCGACGAUGAUAUGAAAGAUUUUCUAAACAAUUUCGGACUAUUAGAUAAUCCGAAAUCGGGUAAAUCGAUUAAUACAAAUUCUAACGAAUCACAGAGGAGAAACGACGAUGUCACAGCUACAGAAACCGUGGAUGAAAAAUUAUUGAAAUCAAUUCUAGCUGAAACCGGCAAUAGUGAAGUAAACAUAUCGCAAUUUCAACCGCUGCUCGAAAGUGCAUCAAACCGGGGGGACCAUGUGUUCAAUCCGUCCGACUCCAACGUCAAAACUGUAGAUAUUAACCGGAUAGCAAAAAUAGUGGCAAAUAUACGACUGCUGGCCGACGAUAACAAUACUAUUUCAUUGUCACAGGAUGCCAUUCAAAAGAAAUUAGAAAACAUAACGGAAGCCAUAUCUGCUAUUGAUCAGCCUACCGAUAACAACGGCUUUAACGGAUAUGAAGUGUUCUUCGACGAUAACUCCAAAGAGGUCGAUUCUGAUCUGCUAGAUUCGCCUGUUGUUCCAGAGACUCAGACCUUGAAUAAAGCACCGAAUCCACCUGAUCCUCUGUCCACCGAUGAACUUCAAAUGCUGUUGGAAAAGAACAAAAAUGACGUGAAACGUCAACAGCCAACGAGCGAUGAGCCCACAGUGAAUAUCACAACUUCUACCGAAGAAUCAAUGUCUGUCGCAACGUCCUCCGAAGCCGUGGUGACAUCUGCAUCCGUCGAUUCAUCUUCGGAAGCAACUUCGGUAGAAGUAACAUCUGCAGGCGCUAAUGCGGCAAGAGAUUCUUCUACGGUAGCUGAUACAAAUCCAAGUCUAUCUCAAUUGGCCGAAUCGUUUGGUGGAGGCGAGACUGCCAGUAAUCCACCCGUAAUCGAUGAAAUAAUUACACCUGGACCCGACCGACCUAAGAAUGGUUUGUACUUCUAUGUGGACUGGAACUCGUUUUUGACAGUCAACGGAGGCCAAAAAAAUCAAGUUAACCUGAGGUUUGCGCCGAAAGCCGGGAACCCAAAUCAUUUUAUCAGAGUCACCGUACCAUAAUCAAUAUUCUAGACGUUAUUAAAUUAUUAAUCUAAAUAAUACUUACUAUGUUGGCUCUUUUAGAGAUGCCGUUUACUAAAUAUGUUGUACAGUUGUACUAUUUAUUAUAAUAUCAUUGUAAAUAUAGUUUUAAAAAUAAAAAACAUGUUUUUUACCUUA
Messenger RNA from Aphis gossypii (cotton aphid), 2044 nucleotides. RefSeq lists its product as uncharacterized. NCBI's taxonomy places the organism in Eukaryota, Metazoa, Arthropoda, Insecta, Hemiptera, Aphididae. Bases 236 to 1885 code for a protein of 549 amino acids. The record is from RefSeq and is a predicted model, not a curated record. The transcript has 2 exons.